ACACACUUUGUUUACAUGUGUUUGUAAUUAUUAUCUUUGGUGCGAGUGUCCGUAGUUAGAAUGAAUGAGUUAUUUCUGUAAUUUACGAUAUCUGUCAAAAAGCUGCAGUAGCUGAUGGAUGUAUUGUAGGUCAGUUGCCACAGUUUUACUUGCCUUCAGAUGUAUGCUAUUUGUGUGGAGUUUGUGUUUACUUAACCUAUGCGAGUGAUACCGGGGUCCCGAACUUUUCUGAAUGUCUAUGUUCGCGUUGGGAGUUUCAUGUUCCAAAUGAAUUCAUCCUUCUGUACGGAAAAAAUAAGUGUUCUUCGCACGAGUAGCAGAACAUUUUUGCAGUUUCAGACUUGUAUUAUGAUCACCCUCACACGAAAGCUGAAGAAAGAAACUGAUGCUCCUCCUAACACGCCGACCGAUGCAAAUAAACGCGUUUCUGUGAGGGACAAGCUUCUGGUGAAAGAGGUUCAAGAAAUGGAGCAAACUUUGCCUGUCACUUGCAAGGUCCAUUUUGACAAUCCAGAUAUUCUGUAUGAUUUUACUUUAACGGUAAUGCCAGAUGAAGGAUACUGGAUGGGUGGUCGUUUCGUGUUCCACAUUCAUGUUACUGAAGAGUAUAACAUGGCUCCUCCAUCAGUAAAAUGUCUAACAAAGCUAUGGCAUCCAAAUAUCAGCGAGGAUGGUGAUAUCUGUCUUAGUUUAUUAAGACAAAAUUCUAUAGAUGGGAUGGGCUGGGCACCAACACGAAAACUGAAGGAUGUGAUUUGGGGAUUAAAUUCUCUCUUUACGGAUCUUCUGAAUUUUGAUGAUCCACUCAACAUAGAGGCAGCAGAGCUUUACACUAGGGACAAGGAUGCAUUUCGAAGCAAAGUUCGUGAAUAUGUAAAUAAAUUUGCAAAGAGAUGACUAUGUCACGUCAUGUUAUGUUAAGUGCAGCAUUUAUUUUUGUUGAAAGCAAAGUUUUGCUGUUCUGACAUAUCUAACUCCUUCUGAAGUAUUAAGGAAUUUAAAAAAAAAAAAAGGAAAAAAAAACAAA
Molecule: messenger RNA, 1027 nt
Organism: Schistocerca gregaria
Lineage: Eukaryota; Metazoa; Arthropoda; Insecta; Orthoptera; Acrididae
Product: NEDD8-conjugating enzyme UBE2F-like
Exons: 4
Coding region: 199-897 (232 amino acids)
Source: RefSeq, a predicted model, not a curated record